This is a messenger RNA of Acanthaster planci (crown-of-thorns starfish), 1619 nucleotides long. It is a transcript of the gene mtap, whose product is annotated as methylthioadenosine phosphorylase. Gene Ontology annotation, cellular component: cytosol. Gene Ontology annotation, molecular function: S-methyl-5-thioadenosine phosphorylase activity. The record is from RefSeq and is a predicted model, not a curated record. Gene Ontology annotation, biological process: nucleoside metabolic process. Lineage: Eukaryota; Metazoa; Echinodermata; Asteroidea; Valvatida; Acanthasteridae.
UGGUGUCACCGUGCACUCGCAUUCAACUGAUCUAGCUUAGUGCUCGCUGGGUACGUGUGUGCGUGCAGUUUGAUACUCCAAUCCCCGGAACUUCAAAGUACAAAGGCGGCAGUUUGUUGGGGCCGUCCACACUUUUUUUCACAGGGAAUCCGAGGCUGAUUUUGUGUAAAAAAAUGUCUAAAAUAAAGGUUGGAAUCAUCGGGGGAACUGGAUUGGACGAUCCGGACAUUGUCCAAGAUCGGAAGGAGAAGGCCGUGGAAACACCCUACGGAAAGCCUUCAGAUGUGCUGAUAACGGGGACAAUUGGGGGUGUGGACUGCAUUCUCCUGGCAAGGCAUGGACGAGGCCACACCAUCCGUCCAAGUGACGUCAACUACCGAGCAAACGUCUGUGCCUUGAAGGAAGAAGGCUGUACCCAUGUUGUGGUCACCACAGCCUGCGGCUCCCUCCAGGAAAACAUCAGACCUGGUCAGAUCGUCAUCUUGGAUCAGUUCAUCGACCGCACAACCAAACGGGAGCAGUCGUUCUACGAUGGCUCCCCCACAAGUCCCAAGGGAAUCUGCCACAUCCCCAUGCACACGCCCUUCUGCGAGAAGACGCGGCAGGUGUUGAUCGAGUCGGUCAAGCAACUGGGUUACAACUACCACCCAACGGGCACCGUGGUGACCAUCGAGGGGCCGCGUUUCUCCUCACGGGCCGAGAGCAAGCUCUUCCGAUCCUGGGGCGGCCACGUCAUCAACAUGACCACGGUGCCCGAGGUAGUGCUGGCAGCCGAGAUGGGGCUGUGCUAUGGGGCUGUCGCACUGCCCACUGACUACGACUCCUGGAGGGACGAAGGCAAUGAACAUGUGAGCGUGGAGGUUGUGAUGAAAACCUUCAAGCAGAAUGCUGAAAAGGGAAAGAAGAUUUUGCUUGAGGCUAUUCCUAGGCUCGCCAAUUAUGACUGGGCAUCUGUUAUCGAAGAGAGAGUGGUCACUGCCAAAGAAUCUGUGAUGGUGUGAUUCAGGUACAACGAUAUCUCAAACAGUGAAGAUGAUGGCGACGGAUAUUGUGCAGGCUGUUGAACCACAAGUGCAGCAGAACUUGUCUCUCCUAAGUCCUUCACAAUCUAUCCAGAGUUUUUUGGAGGAUUUUGCAGGAUUUGGGAAGCUGCAGCCAAAUUCAUGGGACUUUGUGCCCCUUGAAGGUUUACAGUACGAAAAAUUACUUAUGUGGUGGGUUUUUGAGAAUAAGGGGUUUGAAGGUGACAGAAUCAAACUAGGAAAUCUUGCCUCUAUUCUUUCUUUUUGGAAUAAGGCACUUUUUUGGUUUACUUCCCGUUUUGUAUCCAUCUGGCCUUAUGACAAUCACUCACUAAAUGUCUUUUGGAGAAUGGUGUUGUCGGUAAAAAUAUUGAGUUCUUAGGUGGACCUAAGAACAAAACAGGUCCUCAUAAUGCAAGCUGUGAACCUUCUGUGGACUAAACCAAGUCCACACAGGGUUUUCACCUCUCUUAAAAAAGUUUAAGAGACAUUACUGGGUUUAAUAGGUCCGUCCAUUGAAACAUGAAGAGAAUCAGUCAAGGAAACCGUGAGGAAAAAGUACAGCUUAAUGAGAUUGUUUACAGCGCAAGAAAGUGA